UUUGAUGAAAAGUGUGUCGAGCACCGGCGGGUGACAUGUGGGCCUCUAACAACGCCGAAGUGAGCCCUGAAAGUCAGUCAUUACUGCGCGCCUUCAACGAUGACACACACGCUGGCAAAGUUUACCUGGCGGGGAGCGAGUAUUUUGGGGAAGACGGACAGACAUUUAAAUUGCGUCUCGUUGGGAAAAUAAAGCAGCAGUUAAGGAGCGAUCCCACCUUGCGUCCAGAGGCUCAAUGUCUGUUUGCUCAAGCAGAGUUCUGCAGGCGAGCUACAGAAGCAGCUUUGGGCCGCAACUCCAAGGCUGUUUUGGAGAACAGGGUGUUAAGUGUGCAUACUCCUGAUUUUUCCGGUGCUGUUCGUCUGGGUGCGGAACUUUUGAGACACUGGUUUGAUGUCGGCAACGCUUGGGAUGGACCAGUCUACCUGCCUUCUCCUUGUAAUGAGUCGCUGGCUUCUAACUUGCGAGCUGCAGGCCUUCACCACAUCCAUCACUAUUAUUACUGGGAUGAUGAGCGGCGAGGUGUUUGUUUGGAGAAGCUUCUCGCGGAUCUACAAGAGGCUCCUGAGCGAAGUGUUGUUAUUUUGCCAGCUGGUGGACACCACCCCACCGGAGCAGCCCUCUCUCACAAUCAAUGGGUCAUCAUUGCACAGUUAAUCUUGAGGCGUGGGCUGCACCCCUUCAUCUUGCUGCCAACACAGGCUCUUUGCUUUGGAGAUUUAGAACAGGAUGCGUGGCCUGUGUGGCACUUUGCAGCACAGGGCAUGGAGCUGAUGUGCGCUCAGUCCUUCUCACACUGCUUUGGGCUCUAUGGUGAGGCUGUCGGUCACCUAUUGUGUGUGUUGAAGCACAAGUCUGUCCUGUCUGCUCUUCAGUCGCAAGCGGACAAAUUGUCCCAGUCUCUGUGGGGCCGGCUGUCUACAGGUGGAGCGCGUGUGGUCACCACCAUACUCAGUAACCCGGCUCAUCUUGUAGAAUGGCAGGGAGAAGUCAAUCACAUGGUGAAAAGAAGCAUGCUCAUCAGACUACUCUUGAGAGAAAAACUCCGACUUCUGGGCUCUCCAGGCUGGGACCAUGUGACCAAACUAAGUGGACUCUACUGUUGCCUGGGCCUGAAUGGCCAUCACGUGGAUUUUCUGUCAAACAGCAGGCAUGUUUACGUGCUCCCCGGCGGUUGUAUAAAUGUGAGCGCAAUCAACGGCCGUAACUUGGAUUACAUCGCAGAGUCCAUCCACGCGGCGAGCACUUCACUCUGACUGAGCAGCUGCCUUUUGGCCGGUGUCAGCGAGGCUCCACUGAUUGGACCUUUCACUUAGAAGGGCACCAUGUUGGCUCGACUGUUGCUGACUAAAGAGAAGUCCAGCUUAUGUCUUCUUUGCAGUUUACAUCCAAGUUUUCCAGUGCAGUCAAAUCUCUCUCGUGAGUCACCUUUUUCCUCAUUGGAAAUAAGAGAAAUACGAGCUUCAGAGGAAUCUUUCAAGUACCAGUAAAAUUGGAAAAACAAGUUGCCUCUAUAAUGAACUUUUUCUUAAUUAUAUAUAUCUCAUUUAAAACACCAAAAAACUUCCAAAGCUUGCAAGUAAAUAGAUGAUCAAAAUAGUAUCAAUCUCUCAGAGAUCCCCGAGCCAUUUUGAGAGAUAAUGAGCGAGCCAGUCACGUGGUUGUGAUGUAGCAGGAGGAACCACUGAUCCCUUCCCCAUCAACAAUGAUGCUACACUGCAAAAAGUCAGUGUUCAAAAACAAGAAAAAAAAUACAAAAAUUAGGGGUGUUUUACUUGAACUAAGCAAAAUUAUCUGCCAAUAGAACAAGAACAUUUGGUUUGUCAAGACUUUCCAAAACAAGUAAAAUUAGCUAACCUCAAUGGACCCAAAAAUACCUUAAAAUAAGUAUAUUCUCACUAAUAAUAAAAAAUAAUAAAAAAUCUUAAAUUAAGUAAAUGC
Messenger RNA from Entelurus aequoreus (snake pipefish), 1941 nucleotides. RefSeq names its product glutamic-oxaloacetic transaminase 1 like 1 (gene got1l1). The record is from RefSeq and is a predicted model, not a curated record. Lineage: Eukaryota; Metazoa; Chordata; Actinopteri; Syngnathiformes; Syngnathidae. The transcript has 8 exons. Gene Ontology annotation, biological process: L-aspartate biosynthetic process. The coding region runs from base 36 to 1256 and encodes 406 amino acids. Gene Ontology annotation, cellular component: cytosol. Gene Ontology annotation, molecular function: pyridoxal phosphate binding; L-aspartate:2-oxoglutarate transaminase activity.